Hemisphaericaspora subhashii is the source of this 465-nucleotide messenger RNA. RefSeq lists its product as uncharacterized. The transcript has a single exon. The record is from RefSeq and is a predicted model, not a curated record. Bases 1 to 465 code for a protein of 154 amino acids. NCBI's taxonomy places the organism in Eukaryota, Fungi, Ascomycota, Pichiomycetes, Serinales, Debaryomycetaceae.
AUGGAUGAAAAUAAAGUAGAAAUAAUGACGCAACCAAGGACCGAUGUCCUAGAACCAAAUGUUACCGGAGCUGCAAAACAAAAAUUGCGAAAUUUAGUAGAGCACGACUUGAACGAAAAUGAACCAACUCCCACACCUCCAACUAACAAACAGAAAGAUAUCUUAGCAAGGUAUGAAAAUGCCAAAAAAGCAGACUCAUCUGAGAAUGCAACAUCACCAAGGGAGAGUCAGACCGAAGUUGAAGAAGUAACGCAUGGUAAAAUCCCAUUAGAUAGUCAAUUCUCCACCAAGGAGAUAAAGAAACUUAUUGAUGUAGCCAAAAACUCAGGAAUGUUGGAAGAGGAACUAGAAGUAAAAAUAGUUGAUAGUACUCCAAUUGCAGAAAGAGUUGUCAUUGAAAGUAAACCGAAAAGUGAUGAUGAUGACUCUUCCGAGGACCACGAAGAAAAAGAAGAACGCAAGUAA